Molecule: messenger RNA, 3742 nt
Organism: Prunus avium (sweet cherry)
Lineage: Eukaryota; Viridiplantae; Streptophyta; Magnoliopsida; Rosales; Rosaceae
Source: RefSeq, a predicted model, not a curated record
AAUGGUUUGUGUGCAUUGUACAAGCCUAAGAAAAAAGAGUGAGGAUGAGAUAAAGAGAAAGAAAGAGAAAAUCCGAGAGAGUUUUCUUACCAUUGUAGUGCAUCAAGGAUAAAUGGCAAGAGGAGUGAAUUGUAUUGCUCCAAAAACCAUCAUGAACCUUAUUAUGCUCAUUUCGGUUCUCUGCUUAUGCACCAAAUCAGUCAAAGUUGAAGCACAAGCUUCGCGUCUGCCUGCUGCAGAAGUGGAAGCACUAAAAGAAAUAGCAACACAAGUGGGAAAAAAAGACUGGAACUUCAGCAUAGAUCCAUGCAGCAAUGGCACAAAUUGGGCUACCAAAAAAUCUGAUGACUUGCCUCUAUACAACAACACUCUCAUAUGCAACUGCUCUUACCCUGAUGGUUUCUGCCAUGUUGUCAGCAUUUUUCUUAAAGGGCAAGAUCUUGCUGGUGUACUUCCACCAUCUGCUGCAAAGUUACCCUACCUAACAAGAGUAGAUUUUACCAGGAACUACCUUACCGGUACUAUUCCGCGUGAAUGGGCUUCUACAAAGUUGGAAUUUCUGUCCGUUACUGUGAACAAUUUAUCAGGACCAAUCCCUGGCUACUUGGGAAACAUAAGCACCCUAAUAUAUAUGAGCUUGGAGAAUAACAACUUUUCUGGAACUGUUCCUCCUGAGCUUGGGAAAUUGGUUAACUUGAACAAUCUCAUUCUUAGUGCAAACAAUCUCACAGGAGAGUUGCCACUGGCUCUUACUAAUCUGACUAAGUUAACAGAACUUAGGAUUAGCAGUAACAACUUCACAGGAAGAAUACCUGAUUUUAUUCGAAGCUGGAAACAACUUCAGAAAUUAGAGAUCCAAGCUAGUGGUCUCCAAGGGCCCAUUCCGUCUAGCAUUUCUGCCUUGAGUAAUUUAACAGAACUAAGGAUCAGUGACAUAAAUGGAAAGGGUUCAGAAUUUCCACCCUUGAGUAGUAUGACAGGCAUGGGAAGUUUAAUGCUGAGGAGCUGUAACUUAUCUGGACGCAUCCCCCCUUAUAUAUCAGCAAUGACAACAUUGAAAAUAUUGGCAUACUGCACAGUUUGCUGUCUUCACUUGCCUAAUUUUCUUUUGAACCUAACUGAUUUCGCAUGUAUCAGGAACUUGUUCAAAAGCUUUUCUGCACGAGACAACUCAUUAUUUGGAGAGUGUCUGAGCAGCUAUCCUUGUCCAAAAGAUCUGUACUCAUUACAUAUAAAUUGUGGUGGAAAGGCAACCACCAUUGGACGAAUUAACUUUGAAGGGGAUCAAGACUCAGGAGGUGCAGCAAAAUUUGUUCCUUCGAGACCUAACUGGGGAAUCAGUACUACUGGACAUUUCUGGAAUGUUAAUUCCACCUCUAAUGACUACAUAGCAAAUAAUGCAUCCACACUUGGAAUGAACAACUCUGAGUUGUACACAAGUGCACGCCUAUCUCCUCUUUCUCUCACGUAUUAUGCACGCUGUUUCGGAAAUGGAAACUAUACUGUGAGGCUUCACUUUUCGGAGAUAAUAAUCCGAGGCAAUAGAUCUUUUUACAGUCUUGGAAGACGGAUAUUUGAUAUCUAUAUUCAGGAGAAACUGGUGUGGAAGGAUUUUGACAUUGAAAAGGAAGCACGAGGGGUUGAUAAGGAAGUCAUUAAGGAACUUAAAGCAGUUGAGGUUAAGAACACAACUUUAGAGAUCCGAUUUCAUUGGUCUGGGAAAGGGACAACAGUUUGUCCAAAGAAAGGAACAUAUGGUCCUCUUAUAUCAGCUAUCUCUCUAGAGUCUGAGUUCCCGCCUCCUCAUGAUAAGAAAAGCAAGGUACCUAUUGUGGUGGGAGCUUCAGUUGGAGCUUCGGUUUUGUGCCUCAUUUUCUUGAUUUUAGGCAUUCUUUGGUGGGAAGGCAGUCUGGAUAGCAAGACGUCAAGGGAAAAAGCUCUUAGAGAACUGGAUCUGCAAACUGGAUUUUUCACCUUCAGGCAAAUUAAAGCUGCCACUAACAACUUUGAUCUUAAAAACAAAAUUGGGGAAGGCGGUUUUGGGUCUGUCUACAAGGGUAUAUUAUUGGAUGGUACUUUAAUUGCAGUUAAGCAACUAUCAUCCAAAUCAAAGCAAGGAAAUCGGGAAUUUGUGAAUGAAAUAGGCAUGAUUUCUGGUUUACAACAUCCAAAUCUUGUUAGAUUGUAUGGAUGCUGUAUUGAAUCAAACCAGUUACUGUUGGUAUAUGAAUACAUGGAAAACAACAGCCUUGCACGUGCUUUGUUCGUUCCGGAGGAAAGUCCUUUAAAAUUGGACUGGCCUACAAGGCAGAAAAUAUGCAUAGGCAUAGCAAGAGGUCUGGCUUUUUUACAUGAGGAAUCAGCACUGAAGAUUGUACAUAGAGACAUUAAAACUACAAAUAUAUUACUAGACCGAGACCUUAACUCCAAGAUCUCGGACUUCGGGUUGGCCAAGCUUGACGAAGAGGAGAACACCCACAUUAGCACUAGAGUUGCUGGAACUGUAGGAUAUAUGGCGCCAGAAUAUGCACUAUGGGGUUAUUUGACCUACAAAGCAGAUGUCUACAGCUUUGGUGUUGUUACAUUGGAAAUUGUUGCUGGAAAGAGCAACAUGAAAUAUCGACCAAAUGAGAACUUUGUAUGCCUUGUGGAUUGGGCUCUUGUUUUACAACAAAAAGGAGAAUUAUUGGAGCUGGUGGAUCCAAGGUUGGGGUCCGAUGUGAGUGAGGAAGAGGCCAUUAGGAUGGUUAAGGUAGCUCUCUUAUGCAUCAAUGCAGCACCAGCGCUUAGGCCUACCAUGUCUGCAGCAGUGAGUAUGCUUGAAGGGCGGACGGCUGUUUAUGAAUUGGUCACGGAUCCAAGUACUUACGGUGAUGAACUGAGGCUAACAGCCUUGACAAACCAGUUUGAUGACAAUUCAUCACAGAAUCCAAGUCAAACUCAGAGCCUUAUUCCUUCAUCAUCAGAUGCACCAUGGAUUGGUUCUUCUGCUAUUACUACGUCUUCUGAUCUCUAUAAAAUCAAUCCCAGUACUAGUUCUUGCUAUAUUUGCAGAGGAUACAUGGCACCAGAAUAUGCAUUAUGGGGUCACCUGACGUACAAAGCAGAUGUUUACAGUUUUGGAGUAGUGGCCUUGGAAAUUAUUAGUGGGAAGAACAACAAUAAUUAUAUCCCAAGUGAUGACUGGGUUUGCCUUUUAGAUUGGGCUUGUCAUUUGCAACAAACCGGAAACUUGUUGGAGCUAGUUGAUGAGAAGUUAGGGUCCGAGGUCGACCAAAAAGAAGCAGAGAUCAUGGUUAAAGUGGCUCUGAUUUGUACAAAUGCCUCUGCAUCACUUAGGCCUAGCAUGUCCGAGGUGGUGAGCAUGCUUGAAGGACAAACCCCUGUUCCUGACGUGAUCCCAGAACCAAAUACCUAUAGAGAAGAUUUGAGGUUUAAGGCCAUGAGAGACCUCCAGCGGCAGAGGCAAGAUCAUAGUUUAAGUAUCAGUGGAACACAGCAUUCAACUACGGUCCACACAUUCGAGUCUACCUCUACGUCCGGCCUUGAAUUCUCUGAAAUCAAUCCAGACUCAACACCCUCUUGACAGUUGUGGACAUUCUGGUUCUAUAGUAGCAAGUAUGUUGUAGUUUGUUGUCUUCGGAAACGCAUAUGCAGAUUAGCUGUGUAAAUAUUUUCUUUUCUGUACAUAUUUUGUUCAAUUUUCUAUUAGCUAUAUUCGUUCCAUGUUUGUCUCUGCAAA